Tetrahymena thermophila SB210 is the source of this 1239-nucleotide messenger RNA. Its product is annotated as kinase domain protein. NCBI's taxonomy places the organism in Eukaryota, Ciliophora, Oligohymenophorea, Hymenostomatida, Tetrahymenidae. Gene Ontology annotation, biological process: nucleocytoplasmic transport; activation of GTPase activity. Gene Ontology annotation, molecular function: small GTPase binding; GTPase activator activity. The record is from RefSeq and is a predicted model, not a curated record. Gene Ontology annotation, cellular component: cytosol; nucleus; perinuclear region of cytoplasm. The transcript is spliced from 15 exons.
AUGACUGAUUGGAAAAAUAUUGUAAAUGAAGCUCUUUAAUUAGAUCCAAAAACUCUAGAAAUUGAAUUUAAGGAUUUUGGUUAAGAUUCUGCUAAAAUUUUGAGUGAAGUUAUUAGUGAGAAAAAAGAUAUUGAGAAAAUAGAAUUCAAAAUUAGUAGUAAUCCCAUAGGAAAUGUAGGGUGGGAGUACAUAGGCAAGGGGUUUAGUAAUUGCAAAAAGUUACAUACUUUAAGUAUUGAGAUUUCAGACUCUCACAACAUAGGAAGAGAUGGAAUGAUUUAUUUCUCAAAAUAUUUAAAAGAUUGUACUUAAUUAGUAGAGUUUAGCUUGCAGAUAGGCGGGUAUAAUCAUAUUAGAAAAGAAGGUUCAUCUGCUUUAAGAUAGGCACUGGAAAAUUUUACAUAAUUGGAAAGAAUAUUUUUAUCCAUAAGACAUAAAAACGACUUAGGUGAAUAAGGAGCUAUUUAAAUUGGACAAGGACUUAAGAAAUUACAUAAAUUAAAAUCUUUUUCAAUAGAGAUAGGAUAAAAUUUUAUUGGUCAUGAAGGUAUAAAAGGAAUUUGUGAAGGUUUAAAGGACUUAUAGUAUCUCUAAGAGUUGUCAUUCAAUAUUAGAAAUAUGAAUAAUAUAGGACCUUAAGGUUCUCAAGAAAUAGGAAACCUAAUUUAAAAGCUUCACUAGCUAGAAAUAUUUUCUUUUACUAUUUACAAUAACCAAAUAUUAUAAGAGGGCAUUCAAGGUAUAGGAUAAGGAUUAAGUUGCUGCUAAAAUCUUCAAAAUUUAUCAAUGGAGAUAGGAAAUAAUUCUAUAGGAAGUGAAGGAGCUGUAUAACUAGGAAAAGGCUUAAAUAAAUGCCACAAUCUUAAAGAUCUCCACCUUAUCAUUUUUUCUGGAAAUGAAAUUGGUCAUGAGGGUUGUACUGGUCUCGCUUUUGGAUUUAAAAAUUUGCUAAAUUUAGAAAAUUUAUAUUUAUCGAUAGGAUGUAAUAAUAAGAUUGGAUCUGCAGGAGUUAUCUCACUAGGUGAAAAUAUAAGCAAAUGCAUAAAUCUUAGAUUAUUUAGACUAGAGUUUUACCAAAACGAAAUAACGUAAGAUGGAAUUCUGAAAUUUGGUAGCAAAAUUAGACACUGCACUCUAUUAUACUAUUUUUAGUUCACCAUAACAGAUAUUAACUUGGAAACUUAGUAGUUAUUUGUAAGAAAACUAAAAAAAGCAGCUAACCUUGUAAAAGUUUAUUGA